AUGGUGAGGCGCCUCGUCCCGUUCAACUUGUAUGCAAAAAAGGGUCGUUUUGUCAUGGCCUCAGAAGCCCUCGCCACUCAAUACGUUUCGGAAAACACCACGAUCCCAGUGCCACGUGUGCUGGAUGUCAUCGCACUUCCCUCUGGCAAAGGCAAAUUUCUUCUUAUGACUGGUGUAAAAGGAAAGGAGUACGGGCCCACCGGGGUCACACUGUAUAAGAUGGCAGAAAAUCAACGGGCGGUAUUCACAGAAACCUUGCGCGGGUGGUUCGACCAACUACGCUGUCUACGACCACCGGAUGAUCAUACUAUCUCUGGGUUUAUGGUAACCGGGGUGUCGUCCUAUAUUAUCCGACACCCCGAGACUGUCGAUCCGUUCGCCUCCCAGGACGAGUUUCACGCGCAGCGCUUUUGCCAACCCUGGGAACCUUAUGAUGACGCGUUGCGUGCGGCACUGGAGAAGCGAGCGAAGAUGCGGUACAAAAUAUGCUUCACGCAUGGGGAUAUCACGCCUCACAACAUCCUUGUUGAUGAUAACCUUCGUCCAUGUGCGUUGGUUGAUUGGGAGUGUGCGGGAUGGAUGCCGGAAUACUGGGAAUAUACGCGGGCAUUGUACAUACGCGAACGAUACCUAGGAUGGAAGAAAGUGUUCACAGAUAUCUUUCCAAAUUAUGAGGCGGAGCUUACUAUCUAUGGGAGCAUUAUAACCCAUGACAUGCCUUGGUAUUAUUCUCUCAACGUUGUUAGCUGA
Messenger RNA from Laccaria bicolor S238N-H82, 750 nucleotides. RefSeq lists its product as uncharacterized. Lineage: Eukaryota; Fungi; Basidiomycota; Agaricomycetes; Agaricales; Hydnangiaceae. The record is from RefSeq and is a predicted model, not a curated record. Bases 1 to 750 code for a protein of 249 amino acids. The transcript has a single exon.